CAAUCAUUGCUAAGCGAGAGUAAUGACUAAAAUGAUCAAAUUCUUCUUUCAAUGUUUCUUUACACGCCGGGUGAGGAAAUCCCAAAUACGAAGGUCUUGUUUUGCCAGUCUUCCAGUCCAUAUAAUUACCGAUAUUUUUGUUAGACUUCCCAUAAAAUCUGUUCUGAUUUGCAGAUGUGUUUGCAAGCAUUGGAACACAUUGAUUUCUGAUCCAAACUUUGCCAAGUUACUCUUUACUUAUACACUUCCUGCUACCAUGAUCCGAUCCUUCCAUUCAAGAAUCUUUCACCUUGUUGAAUAUGACCGAAUUGAAUGGCGUGAAAGGAGAAAUAAUCCAUUUGUGUUUGAGGUCCUGGAUCCCAAUAAUAACAGCAGCAUAAAACCUAAAUUUGAGAUUCCUCUUCCUAAUCUUAAAUCAAUUCAGGGUACAAGAGUUUAUGUUGACGUGCUUUCUUGUAAUGGUCUUUUUUACUUGAGCGGUGCAAAGUAUAGAAACAUUUCGCUUGUUUGUAACCCGAUUACAGGUGAGUUCAUACGACUUCCAAAAAACCCUUCAAUCCUGAAACUUUGCAAGCAAAUAUGUUGGGGUUUUGGUUUCCACCCAAAAUCAAACCAAUACAAGGUAAUGAGAAUACAUAUUUUUAAACAUGAUCAUAGUAUGGUUGUUGAAAUGCACACAGUUGGAACAUCGACAUGGAUAAAUAUUGAGGUAGAUUAUCCCAAAUAUUUGAGAAAUUUGUAUAAUUAUUGUACUUAUUUAAAUGGGGCACUUCAUUGGACUGGUAAGGAUGUUGAUGGAAAUGUGUCAAUAUGGGCUUUCAAUUUCGACACUGAGAGGUUCCAAUCCUUUUCUAUGGCGCCCAGGGAUCAAGAUAUGGAGAUGGAGAAUCUUGGACAUCCAUUUUUCGGUAUUCUGCAAGUUUCGACAAGCACGUAAUGCCUUCAAGGUGCACUGAGGAGUUCCGCCUCAGGAAGAUCAACAAUGACAAACUGAAGGCUGAGGCAAAGGCUAAUGGACAAAAGAUCAGUACCAAGAGACAGCCUGAGGGACCUAAACCUGGAUUCAUGGUUGAAGGUGCCACAUUAGAGACUGUGACUCCCAUUCCAUAUGAUGUUGUCAAUGAUCUUAAAGGAGGGUACUAGGUUGUUGUUUCUUGUUUUUUUGGAAUUUACUUAGUUUUGUUUGGAUAUUGAGUCCUCUUUCCUUUUUGCAUUGGGAAGCCAUAUAUUUUUAUGAACAAUCAAACUCAAGUUUUGUCUUGUUUAUUUAACUCUA
This is a messenger RNA of Arachis stenosperma, 1276 nucleotides long. Its product is annotated as probable F-box protein At1g53815. The coding region runs from base 23 to 937 and encodes 304 amino acids. The record is from RefSeq and is a predicted model, not a curated record. NCBI's taxonomy places the organism in Eukaryota, Viridiplantae, Streptophyta, Magnoliopsida, Fabales, Fabaceae. The transcript is spliced from 4 exons. Gene Ontology annotation, molecular function: protein binding.